Asparagus officinalis (garden asparagus) is the source of this 1582-nucleotide messenger RNA. RefSeq names its product UDP-galactose transporter 2-like. Gene Ontology annotation, cellular component: Golgi apparatus. The transcript is spliced from 5 exons. The coding region runs from base 276 to 1295 and encodes 339 amino acids. The record is from RefSeq and is a predicted model, not a curated record. Gene Ontology annotation, molecular function: antiporter activity; UDP-galactose transmembrane transporter activity. Lineage: Eukaryota; Viridiplantae; Streptophyta; Magnoliopsida; Asparagales; Asparagaceae.
UGUCGUUCCCACUCUUUCUUCUCUCAUUCCUAUUUUUAUUCUAAUUUUCUAUUAUUUUCUCGAUUCGAAACUUGCUCGUAUUAAAUUCCCCCAAAUUCUCGUUUCCUUUUAUGGGAGUUUUUAUCUCCGCGUCUUCAAGAGGCGGGCUAAGGCUCCUACAUUCGUCUUCUCUCUCGUUGACGAAGGCGUCAAAGCUUUGACAAGAUCCAUUCUUUUCCCCAUAUUUUUUAUAUAAAGAUUUGAUCUUGGGAGAAGAUCGGAGCUAGGGUUUGAAGAUGGAGACGGAGAAGAAGCCGGCGGUGUCCAAUAUGGGAGCUUGGGCGAUGAAUGUCGUGAGCUCGGUGGGGAUCAUCAUGGUCAACAAGCAGCUCAUGUCUCCAGCUGGCUACGCUUUUGUCUUUGCAACUACAUUGACGGGAUUUCACUUCUCAGUCACCGCUCUUGUUGGGUGGGUUUCAAAUGCAACAGGGAUCUCCACAUCAAAGCCAGUACCUCUAUGGGAACUUCUAUGGUUUUCAAUUGUUGCUAAUUUGUCAAUUACUUCAAUGAACUUAAGCCUCAUGCUUAACUCAGUGGGAUUUUAUCAGAUAUCUAAAUUAAGCAUUAUACCAGUGGUUUGCAUGUUGGAGUGGAUUCUUAACAACAAGCAUUACAGUACUAGAGUGAUAGUGUCUGUAGUUGUUGUGGCCUUUGGUGUCGGGGUCUGCACUGUGACUGAUUUGGAAAUUAAUGUGAAGGGAUUUCUCUGUGCGUGUGUGGCUGUCUUCUGCACAUCUUUACAACAGAUUACAAUUGGUUCUUUCCAAAAGAAAUACAGCAUCGGUUCUUUUGAGCUCCUGAGCAAAACAGCACCCAUACAGGCAGUAUCUCUUCUUCUGUUCGGCCCUAUCAUUGACUACUAUCUCAAUGGACGUUCCCUCUUGAAGUACAACUUUGCUUCUGGAGCAAUUAUGUUCAUCCUACUAUCAUGUUCCCUUGCCGUCUUCUGCAACAUGAGCCAGUAUCUCUGCAUUGGUCGAUUCUCAGCCACAACCUUCCAAGUUUUGGGUCAUAUGAAGACUGUUUGUGUACUAAUUUUGGGUUGGGUACUCUUCGACUCCGCUCUCACAUUCAAGAACAUCCUAGGCAUGUUACUUGCAGUGGUCGGAAUGAUAAUAUACAGUUGGGCUGUGGAAUCUGACAAGCAGGCCAACAUCAAAAUCGAAAACAAAGUAGGCUCAGAGGAGGAUGUGAAGCUUCUCAAAUCAAAUGCUAGUGCUCAGAGUGACCUUGAGCUUGGACAGACAAAGAGUUGAUUCUAUUUUGUUGGAUUCACCUUUUCAAUUUUAAUUGUUUAAUUUUUUGGGGUCGAGUUAUUUAUUGUUGAUUAUUUGAUUCAGUUCUAUUUUGAUUUCAUAGUUAAUGUUGUGUUAUUAAGGCCCUUAUGUAAGGUGUUGGGUAGCUGGGGAGCUUUACUUUUUUUUUUUUAACUUCUUUUCCCCACGAAAUUUUCUUGUAUGACUACUGUUAAUUAUAUAUAAAUUGUUCAUGUAAGAAUUUCGCCUAGCGAAUAUAUAAAUUGUUCAUGUAAGAAUUUCUUGUA